Adineta ricciae is the source of this 2742-nucleotide messenger RNA. NCBI's taxonomy places the organism in Eukaryota, Metazoa, Rotifera, Eurotatoria, Adinetida, Adinetidae. The record is from the annotation of a GenBank genome assembly.
AUGCCUACUCAAGUAUUUAUUAUUCCACCCAAGUCACCAAAAUUGCAUCGACCAUUAGGAAUAUCAUUGAGUACCAAAUCGACUCGACAGACGAGCAAUUCAUCAUCAGAAACGACUACUCCAAUCGAUGAGCAAACCAAAUUUCCAAGUGAUAAUCGACUAUCGAUGCGUAUCAAUCCGCCUCAGCUAGUUGCCGACAAUUUCUUGGAUUUCGACGAUGAAGACCAACGUUUCGGACGUCGUUCGACAGUCAUUCAACGUCGACGUCCGAGAUAUCAAGAACCACUUCCUCGAAUCGAAGAACAUGAAGCACAACAGCCAUCUGUGACAGCCAUUGUAUCCGCCCCAAUCGUUGACUUGCCAACCGGUUUAGCCGGGCUGUCUACACCUGGCCAUGCAACACUUUCUAAACGCGAUGAUAGCACAGACUUAAUUGAAAGUCAUGGACAAACAUUAUUGCAUCUAGCUGCUAAACUUGGCCAUGAAGAAAUCAUGCGAGUGCUAAUCAACGAAACAUCUCAUGCCAACUCGUUAUUGAACGAAUGCGGACAGACUCCUUUACUUUGUGCAAUUGAAGCAGGCGCAACGUCAACCGCAACGCUAUUAAUGGAACAAGAUCCAUUGUCAUUAACAUGCAAAGAUAGCAUUGGUUCGAGUGUAUUCCAUUAUGCAACUGAACAAUGUAAUGAUGUUGUUCUCAGUCGAGCAAUUUCAUUACUUAAAAGACUUAGUUCAAGUGCUUCCCGAUUAACAGCAUUGCAGCGUCUUGUAGAGAAAAAUGCGAAUAAAAAAACUCCAUUCGUAAUUGCCAUAGAAAAAGGUUCAUUGAAAUGUGUCAAAUAUAUCCUAAGCAGUAAAUGGUUACAUCGUAAUGUUGACAUCGGUGAUUUUAUCAAUGCUGAUUCAUUGAAAACAACGAUUGACAAGGAUCAAUUAGACAUCGCUUCAUAUUUUGUUUCCAAUUUGCAGCGUUUUGCUGCAAUAAUUCAAAUAAAAAUCAAUGCCAAUGAUCGCAUUUAUAAUGUAUUAGAAUAUUCAAUUGCUUUGAAGAAACCUGAUUUCGUACGCAUAUUUAUCAGUGUACGAAUACCCGGUGACGAACGUGAACUUUACAGUUCAUACAAAUAUUUCCUAAAACAUUUUAAUGCUCCGUACUCCGGUUCAACGUACAAUCAAACUCCGAUACAACGAAUGUUAACGAUGACAGAAAUGAUUCCAUUGGUGCCGUUAUUACUUGAACAAUUCGUAGGCGAAGAUGGAGUUGAUCUGUCCGUUGUUGACGACUGUCUAAGAACUUGUCCAUCAUUCAGUCAUUGUAUGUUCGGUCAUUCUAAACGAUUUGCGUCGUCGGACUGGCUCAAACAACACCCGUUAUCAUUAAUUGUUGAAGCAAAUCACGCUCCAGUUUACGAUCAUGAUGUAGUGAAAAUAUGCGUCGAUUUAAAAUUUCAAUUAUUCGGAAAUUUCCUCUAUCUAUUGAUCUUAUGCGCUCAGAUAUUAUUUGUUUUUCUCUACACAGGGGUAGCAUUAACAUCACCGACACCAUCGCGUUCGUAUUAUGACACAUCAAAUUUCACUUGUAUUGAAUUAUGUCAAAAUCUAACCUCAGAUGUCCAUGAUUCCUUGCCUGGAAACUCAGUACUUCGUUGUCUACGGUAUAUGUUGUUAUUUUGUUCAUGUGUUGCUUUGUUAAAAGAGUUCUUUCAAUUGCUGAAUCAACGUGAAAAAUACUUCCGCGACAUUUUCAUCAAUUUUCUCGAAGUCUUUGCCUAUGUAUGCGGCAUUCUAUUUUCGAUCGAUCUGAACUAUUGUACACAAGAUACUGGCCUUCGAUGUAAAUGGCAAUGGGAGAGUGGUGCACUAGGCAUAACGAGCGUCUGGACGCUGUUGCUAUUUGUGGUAAUGAAUUCAUUGAAGAUUGGCAAAUACGGUCUUUUAUUUGUGAAUGUCUUCUUGACUUUUCUGAAAUUCUGUCUGAUUUAUGUGUUUAUUUGGAUUGGGUAUAUUAUUGCAUUUCACAUGUUAUUUAUUCAUAAGAAACCACAAUUUACAUAUUUAUCGUAUGCAGCACCAAGAACAUUAGCCAUGUUGACAGGAGAAUAUGACUUCGAUGAUUUAUUUUUUCCGAAUGGAAAGAUUCUACCUGGAAGUCAUGCUGCCAUGGUACUAUUUUCGAUAUUUAUAUUCACUAUGAACAUUGUCAUUAUGAAUAUUAUGGUCGGUUUAGCUGUUUCGGAUGUAAAAAGUUUUCGUUUGAAUGCCAAACGCGAACAUCUACGUGCUAGAAUUGAGACAUGUCUUGGUCUCCAAUCAAAAUUCGGUGUAUUAUGUGAAGCAUGCUCACGAUUAGUACUAACGCUAUCAAAAUAUUCGUGCAUACCGCGUUUUCGCAUGCAUAAUCUGAAAAAAUAUCAUCUCUGGAAAUUAGAGCUACGCGAAUAUCUCGUAGAAAUACCACGCCCAAUCGAUAUGAGCAAUCGAACGGCAUCGAAUCGUAGUAGUAAAGCUCAAACGACAAAAGAACGUGUCUUAUGCCAAGUGGGAUACUAUCGACAUCAUAUCGAUCGUGCUGGUGAACCAUUGUUACAAGAGAAUGAGCACGUUCGUUUAAUGCACAAAGCAGAUGAAUUACGAGAUGUUUUCGAACGUUCGAAUGCACGUAUUCAUCAUGAAUUGAGGAAAUUAACGACAUCACUUCAAACAGAUUUUGAUGAAAUCAAACGGAAACUGUUCGAAAGUUAA